GCCGCUUCCCUAUCGGCUCCUCCUCCCUCCUUGGGAAGCAAAGGAGGAGGGAGGGGGGGGAUGUGGGAUGGACCGGGAUAUGGGGAGGCGUCAAUGGGGACCACAUCCUGCCCUCUUUAGCCUCCCCUUUGCCCUGGCUCCCAUCGCCCAGCCAUGCUGCGCUGCUUGCUCCAACGUGCCACCCAUCUCCCCAACUUGGAGAAAGGGGACAAGCAAAGCGAUCCCAUAGCCAGCUUGACAUUCCGAGGGGUCAAGAAGAGGACUAAAGUCAUCAAGAACAAUGUGAACCCCGUAUGGAACGAGGGCUUCGAGUGGGACCUGAAGGGAGCUCCCCUGGACCCCGGUGCUGAGCUCAGCAUCGUUGUGAAAGACCAUGAGACCGUGGGGAGAAACAGGUUCCUGGGGGAGGCCCGGGUGCCCCUGCGGGAUGUGCUCAGCUCGCCCAGCCUGGCUGCAUCCUACAACCUGCCCCUGCUGGACACCAAGAAACAGGCAACAGGGGCUUUCCUCCUCCUGCAGGUCUCCUACAUCCCCCCUCCAGGAGCUCCUCCCCUGUUCCCUCCUCCGGCUGCCCCCGAGCCAGCGCCGGCUGCUGCUGAGCCCGACUCGGUCCCUGAGACGGCCGGAGAGGAGGAGACAGAGGAUCAAGGAGCUACAGGGGAUGAGAUGGAGCCCUCCUCAUCUUUGGGGCCACCCAGCUCUGAGACCCCCUCGCUGCCCCACAAGCCCCCAGUGCACCACGUCCAGGGGGUGAAGAGGAGGAGGAGCUCCCCCAAAAAGCCUUUGUCCAACAAGCCACAGGACUUCCAGAUCAGGGUGAGGGUCAUUGAGGGCAGGCAGCUCCCAGGGGUCAACAUCAGGCCCGUGGUGAAGGUGACGGCCGCGGGGCAGACCAAGAGGACGCGGAUCCGCAAAGGAAACAGCCCCUUCUUUGAUGAGACCUUCUUCUUCAAUGUCUUCGAGUCACCAUCCGAGCUGUUUGAUGCACCCAUCUUCAUCACGGUCGUGGACUCGCGGUCGUUCCGCACGGAUUCGGUGAUCGGGGAAUUCCGGAUGGACGUGGAGACCAUUUACUCCGAGCCAAAACACGCUUUCCUCAGGAAGUGGCUGCUGCUCUCGGACCCAGAGGACUUCUCUGCGGGGGCCAAGGGCUACCUCAAGGUCAGCCUCUUCGUGCUGGGGCCUGGAGACGAAGCUCCGCUGGAGAAGAAAGAGGUCUCUGAAGACAAGGAGGACAUCGAGGGCAACCUCCUGCGCCCCACCGGGGUCACCCUGCGAGGGGCCCACUUCUGCCUCAAGAUCUUCAAGGCUGAGGAUUUGCCCCAGAUGGAUGAUGCUGUCAUGGACAACGUCAGGCAGAUCUUUGGCUUCGAGAGCAACAAGAAGAACCUGGUGGAUCCCUUUGUGGAAGUCAGCUUUGCAGGCAAGACGCUCUACUCGAGGAUCCUGGAGAAGAACGCCAACCCGCAGUGGAACCAGUGCCUGACACUGCCAGCAAUGUUCCCUUCCAUGUGUGAGAAGAUGAGGAUCCGGGUGACCGACUGGGACCGUCUGACGCACAACGAUGUCAUCGGCACUGCCCACCUCUGCAUGUCCAAGAUCUCGGCCCCCGGCGGGGAGCUGGAGGAUGAGUUUCCGGCUCUCGCGAAGCCUCUGAAAGCCUCAGACCUGGACGACGGCCUCGGGUUCCUGCCAACGUUUGGUCCCUGCUACAUCAACCUCUACGGCAGCCCCCGGGAGUUCACCGGCUUCCCUGACCCUUAUGAGACGCUCAACCUGGGCAAGGGCGAGGGUGUUGCGUAUCGCGGCAGGAUGCUGGUGGAGCUGGAGACCAAGCUGGUGGAGCACGUGGAGCAGAAGGUGGAGGACAUCUCUGCGGAUGACAUCCUGCGUGUGGAGAAGUACCUGCGCCGCCGGAAGUACUCCCUGUUUGCUGCCUUCUACUCGGCCACCAUGCUGCAGGAUGUGGAUGAUGCCAUCCAGUUCGAGGUCAGCAUCGGCAACUACGGCAACAAGUUUGACACCACGUGCCUGCCCCUGGCCUCCACCACGCAGUACAGCCGGGCUGUCUUCGAUGGCUGUCAGUAUUACUACCUGCCCUGGGGCAACGUGAAGCCCGUGGUGGUGCUGUCAUCCUACUGGGAGGACAUCAGCUACCGGACUGAUGCCCAGAACCUGCUCCACCACGCAGCAGACAGGCUGGAAGCAAACCUGGAGAAGGUCCACCUGGCUCUCAAGGCCAACCGCUCACCGAGUGAGCUGGAUGCCCUGUGUGCCCAGCUGCUGGAUGACACCAUCGCUGACUGCAGCCUGAGCCUGCCGGAUGUCCUGGCUAAACCAGCCAGCACCCACCUGGACCAGAACCUGUACCGGUUCCGCAGCAGCAACCUGGAGCAGAUCGUGAAGACGGCGCUGAAGCUCAAGCACGAGGACUCGAGCCUCUCGGCAGCCCUGGAGCAGGCAGAGGACUGGCUCUCCAGGCUGAAGGCCAUGGCGGAGGAGCCCCAGAACAGCCUCCCCGACAUCGUCAUCUGGAUGCUGCAGGGGGACAAGCGCGUGGCGUACGCCCGCGUGCCCGCCCAUGAGGUCCUCUUCUCCAGGAACAUCUCCAACUGCUGCGGGAAGCACUGCGGGAAGCUGCAGACCAUCUUCCUGAAGUACCCCCAGGAGGAGGUGAUGGGCCCGAAGAUCCCGGCGCAGAUCCGGGUGCAGCUCUGGUUCGGGCUCUCGGUGGAUGAGAAGGAGUUUAACCAGUUCGCCGAGGGCAAGCUCUCCGUCUUUGCCGAAACCUAUGAGAACCAGACCAAGCUGGCGCUGGUGGGGAACUGGGGCACCACUGGCCUCACCUACCCCAAGUACUCCGAUGUCACCGGCAAGAUCAAGCUGCCCAAGGACAGCUUCCGCCCCUCCACGGGCUGGACCUGGGCUGGGGACUGGUUCAUCUGCCCGGAGAAGACGCUGCUGCAUGAUGUGGAUGCCGGGCACCUGAGCUUCGUGGAGGAGGUGUUUGAGAACCAGCUCCGGCUGCCUGGAGGCCAGUGGAUCCACAUGACCGAUGCCUACACUGAUGUGAACGGGGAGAAGGUCCUGCCUAAGGAUGAGAUCGAGUGUCCUCCAGGCUGGAAAUGGGAAGAUGUGGAGUGGGACACGGACCUCAACAGAGCUGUGGAUGAGAAAGGCUGGGAAUACGGCAUCACCAUCCCUCCGGACCGCAAGCCCAAGGCCUGGGUGCCGGCAGAGAAGAUGUACCACACCAACCGGCGCCGGCGCUGGGUGCGCCUGCGCCGCCGGGACCUGGCGCACAUGGAGACCAUGAGGAAGCACAAGCAGGAGGAGCUGGAGGGCGAGGGCUGGGAAUACGCCUCGCUCUUCGGUUGGCGCUUCCACCUCAAGCAGCGCCGCACCGACACGUUCCGCCGCCGCCGCUGGAGGCGCAGGAUGGAGCCCCUGGAGCGCACCGGGGCUGCCGCCGUCUUUGCCUUGGAGGGGGCCCUGGGGGGAGUGACAGACGACAAGAGCGAUGAUGGCAAAUCCAUCUCCACCCUCAGUUUCGGUGUCAACAGACCCACCAUAUCCUGCAUAUUUGACUAUGGGAACAGGUACCACCUCCGCUGCUACAUGUACCAGGCGCGGGACCUGAUCGCCAUGGACAAGGACAGCUUCUCAGAUCCUUACGCCAUCGUCUCCUUCCUCCACCAAAGCCAGAAGACGGUGGUGAUCAAGAACACCUUGAACCCCACCUGGGACCAGACGCUCAUCUUCUAUGAGAUCGAGAUCUUCGGGGACCCCCAGAACGUGGCUGAGUCCCCUCCCAACAUCGUGGUGGAACUUUAUGACCAAGACACCUAUGGAGCAGAUGAGUUCAUGGGGCGCUGCAUUUGCCAGCCCAGCGCAUCCCGCUCCCCGCGCCUCUCCUGGUACCCUGUCCUCAAGGCGAACAGGAACGUCGGGGAGCUGCUGGCCGCCUUCGAGCUGAUUCAGAGGGAGAAGCCGGCUGUGCACCACAUCCCUGGCUUCGAGAAUGAGCUCUCCUCCACCCUGGAUGAGUCUGAGGACUCGGACCUGCCGUACCCCCCACCCCAGCGAGAGCCCAACAUCUACAUGGUCCCCCAGGGCAUCAAACCGGUCCUGCAGCGCACGGCUGUCGAGAUCCUGGCCUGGGGGCUGAGGAACCUCAAGAGCUACCAGCUGGCCAGUGUCACCUCGCCCAGCCUGCUGGUGGAGUGUGGGGGCCAGUUCGUGCAGUCCUGUGUCAUCAAGAACAUCAAGAAGAACCCCAACUUCGAUGUCUCUGUGCUCUUCAUGGAAGUGCGUCUGCCCAAGGAGAGCCUCUACAGCCCCCCCAUCGUGCUCAAGAUCAUCGACAACCGCCCGUUCGGCCGCCGGCCCGUGGUGGGGCAGUGCAGCAUCCGCGCCCUGGGGGACUUCUACUGUGACCCCUACCAGGAGGACAGCCACAGUCCCCAGGAGCACACAGAUGAUGUGAGCCUCACGCCCAGGGAUGACGUCCUCAUUGACAUCGAUGACAAAGAGCCUCUUAUUCCUGUCCAGCUUGCAGAAGGUCUGACCAGCUCAGCUUUAAUUAACACGCCAGCUUCUUGGGCCCAACCUCAUGUAUGUAUUGCUUACGAAGAGUUCAUUGACUGGUGGAGCAAGUUCUAUGCUUCCACAGGAGAGAGGGAGAAAUGUGGCUGCUAUUUGGAGAAGGGCUUCGACACCCUCAAGGUCUAUGAGACGGAGCUGGAGAACGUGGAGGACUUUGAGCAUCUCUCUGACUUCUGCCACACCUUCAAGCUCUAUCGUGGCCGCUCACAGGACUCAAACGAUGACCCCUCGGUCGUGGGGGAGUUCAAGGGCUCAUUCAAGAUCUACCCUCUCCCGGACGACCCGCGGGUCCCGAUGCCCCCGAGGCAGUUCCACCAGCUGCCGGCCAGGGGACCCCAGGAAUGCCUUGUCCGGGUCUACAUCAUCCGAGCCUUCGGCCUGCAGCCCAAGGACACCAAUGGGAAGUGUGAUCCCUACGUGAAGAUUUCAGUGGGGAAGAAAUCCAUAAAUGACCAAGAAAAUUACCUGCCCUGUACGCUGGAGCCCGUCUUUGGGAAGAUGUUCGAGCUGAGCUGCACUCUGCCCCUGGAGAAGGACCUGAAGAUCACGCUCUACGACUACGACCUCCUCUCAAAGGAUGAGAAGAUCGGGGAGACCAUCAUAGACCUGGAGAACCGCUUCCUGUCCAAAUACGGGGCGCGCUGUGGCCUCCCCCAGACCUACUGCGUCUCUGGACCCAACCAGUGGCGGGACCAGCUCCGUCCUUCCCAGCUGCUCCACCUCUUCUCCCUGCAGCACAACUACAAGGCUCCCACCUACAAGUCCGACCGGGUCAUCUUCAGGGAGCAGGAAUACAUCCUCUCUGAGCUGGAGGAUGGCAAAGCCCCCAACCCUCACCUGGGGCCGGUGGAGGAGCGGCUCGCGCUGUACGUGCUGCGCAAGCAGGGGCUGGUGCCCGAGCACGUGGAGACCAGGCCUCUCUACAGCCCUCUGCAGCCAGAGAUCGAGCAGGGGAAGCUGCAGAUGUGGGUGGACCUGUUUCCCAAAUCCCUGGGUCAGCCUGGCCCCCCGUUCAACGUCACACCACGCAAAGCCAAGAGGUUCUACUUGCGCUGCAUCAUCUGGAACACCAAGGAUGUCAUCCUCGAUGACCUCAGCAUCACCGGGGAGAAGAUGAGUGAUAUCUACGUCAAAGGCUGGCUGGUUGGCCACGAGGAGAACAAGCAGAAGACAGAUGUGCACUACAGGUCAAUGGGAGGAGAGGGCAACUUCAACUGGAGAUUCGUCUUCCCCUUUGACUACCUCCCCGCUGAGCAGAUGUGUUACAUUGCCAAAAAGGAGCACUUCUGGAGCUUGGACAAGACAGAAAACAAGAUUCCACCACAGCUCAUCUUCCAGAUCUGGGACAACGACAAGUUCUCUUUUGAUGACUAUUUGGGCUCCAUUCAGAUGGAUCUCAACAGGAUGCCCAAACCUGCCAAGACCGCUGAGAAGUGCUCCUUGGACCUAGUAGAUGACACCUGGCCUUCAAGUCGCUUUGUGUCACUCUUUGAGCAGAAAACAGUCAAGGGAUGGUGGCCCUGUGUUGCUGAGCAGGAUCAGAAGAAGAUCCUGGCGGGCAAAUUGGAAAUGACUUUGGAAAUCGUGGCAGAACAAGAGCAUGAGGAGCGGCCAGCUGGCAUGGGUCGGGAUGAGCCGAAUAUGAACCCCAAGCUGGAGGACCCUAAGCGCCCGGAAACCUCCUUCCUCUGGUUCACCUCCCCAUACAAGACCCUGAAGUACAUCCUGUGGCGGCGGUACAAGUGGGUGCUUAUCCUGGCCAUCGUGCUCUUCAUCUUGCUGCUCUUCCUGGGAAUCUUCAUCUACGCCUUCCCGAACUAUGCUGCUAUGAAACUGGUGAAGCCUUUCAACUGAAGCUGUGCUGGGAAGAGCCUG
Messenger RNA from Neopsephotus bourkii (Bourke's parrot), 6480 nucleotides. It is a transcript of the gene DYSF, whose product is annotated as dysferlin. Lineage: Eukaryota; Metazoa; Chordata; Aves; Psittaciformes; Psittacidae. Gene Ontology annotation, cellular component: T-tubule; membrane; cytoplasmic vesicle. Gene Ontology annotation, biological process: negative regulation of phagocytosis; T-tubule organization; monocyte activation involved in immune response. The record is from RefSeq and is a predicted model, not a curated record. The transcript is spliced from 56 exons. Gene Ontology annotation, molecular function: calcium-dependent phospholipid binding; calcium ion binding. The coding region runs from base 154 to 6459 and encodes 2101 amino acids.